AUGGUAGCUUCCUUUUACCUAGACGGCGCUGCAUUAAGCUGGUUUCAGUGGAUGUUCCGAAAUGGAUUCAUCACUUUAUGGCCAGCCCUUCUCCAAGCCACUGAAUCUCGUUUUGCUCCCUCGAUCUACGACGACCCCCGUGGAGCCUUAUUCAAGCUCACUCAACGAGGCACCGUCACAGAGUACCUAACGGAAUUUGAGAAACUCGCGAAUCGCAUCACAAGCCUGUCCCCAUCAGUCCUUCUCAGUUGUUUCAUCUCCGGCCUCAGCCAAGAGAUACGCCGGGAGGUACAGGCUUUUCAACCCGCCUCCCUUCCAAAAGCCACAGCUCUUGCUCGUUUACAGGAAGAUAAAAUUAAUGACCUCCGUAAACACACCCGUACCCCCUUUAUCCACCCAUCACCAAACACUACCUCCUUUAACCCUCACUCAACACAACCACCUCGACCAAAAGCCCCGUUUGUCCAGAGAACCCAAGAAGACAUGGCAUAUAGACGCGAGAAGGGGCUCUGUUAUAAUUGUGAUGAAAAAUGGAGCUCCUCCCAUCGUUGUAAAGGGCGAGUUCUCUUCUUCAUUGCUAACUCCGACGAGCCUUCAUCACCAGAGUCAAGCCCUUCAGAACCUUUGUCUCCUUCAAAGACUGAACAUGACCAAACAAUGCUCGAAGUUACCCAGCCUUUCGACCCCGCCUCACUGCAACCCCAUAUCAGUCUCCACGCCAUGGCCGGUGUACCCGCCACAGACACCUUCAGAUUGUACGGCCUCAUCAACAACACUCGUGUCACCAUUUUAGUAGAUAGCGGCAGCACUCAUAACUUCGUUCAACCUUGGGUUGCGAAGUUCCUCAAUCUUCCCUUGCAAGAUACAGUGCCUCUCAGGGUCAUGGUAGGCAACGGUUCGAUGUUGGAUUGCCAGCAGAUGAUCCCUGAAACCACGAUACUCAUCCAGGAUCACAGCUUCGUGGUCACGUUGCCCGUUUUGCCGUUAAGCGGAGCCGACGACGUUUUUGGAGUAGAAUGGCUGAGAACAUUGGGCCCGGUCAUUAUUGACUACGCCGAUUUUACUAUGAAGUUCACCCUUUUUGGAAGGCCCAUCCAUCUUCGUGCAGAUGUGCAAGUUGACACCAACCCAGUUUCGGCCCAUCAGACUGAGAUAGAAAAACAAGUAUCAGCGCUUCUCGAUUCCGGUUUGAUCCAACCUAGCAGAAGCCCAUUUUCUUCCCCAGUAUUACUGGUAAAGAAGAAGGACAGUACAUGGCAUAUGUGCGUGGAUUACAGGGCUUUAAACUCCAUCACGGUCCGCGAUAGAUUUCAAUUACCAACUAUCGAAGAGCUCUUGGACGAAUUGGGCCAUGCUUUGUGGUUUUCGAAGCUAGACUUAAGACAGGGCUUCCAUCAAAUUUUAAUGGCGGAGAUUGAUGUACCGAAGACAGCUUUUUGGACUCAUCAGGGCCACUAUGAGUAUAGGGUCAUGCCCUUCGGGUUGUGCAACGCCCCAUCGACAUUUCAGGCAGCCAUGAAUGCCUUACUCCGUCCGUUCUUAAGGAAGUUCACGGCGGUGUUCUUCGACGACAUACUUGUCUACAACGCCUCCCUUCAGGACCAUCUACACCACUUGGAAUGCGUUUUCAACUCCCUGUCCCAGGCCCAGUACUUCCUUAAGCGUUCCAAAUGCUUGUUUGGGCAGCGUCAGCUUGAUUAUCUAGGUCAUGUGGUCUCCGGCGAAGGUGUGCAACUAGAUCCUUCCAAAGUACAGGCCAUACUCGAUUGGCCCCAACCUAGCUCCCCGAGAGACCUUCGUGCAUUCCUGGGUCUCACUGGAUUCUACCGGAAGUUUGUGAAGUGA
Glycine soja is the source of this 1845-nucleotide messenger RNA. RefSeq lists its product as uncharacterized. NCBI's taxonomy places the organism in Eukaryota, Viridiplantae, Streptophyta, Magnoliopsida, Fabales, Fabaceae. The transcript is spliced from 2 exons. The record is from RefSeq and is a predicted model, not a curated record. The coding region runs from base 1 to 1845 and encodes 614 amino acids.